AUGUUUUAUGAUGGUAUUUAUGAGUUUGUAUAUAAAAUUGUACUUGGAAUUGGUAUUAUUACUAUUUUGGUUGCAAUUGUCAUAAUUUCUGUCUCAUUUCAAAAAUUUCAGGGAAUUUAUGUAUUUAUUCUUGGUCUUACUUACUUAGAUUGUUUGUUAUCAUUUAGUCUUAUAUAUACAGGAUUUUAUGGUUUGUUGGUAGCAACAUAUAAUAAUAGUGGUGAUUUACUGUUACCGGAAGAAUGUCUUUAUACAGCAUUAUUUUUAUUAAUUUGGAUAAUAUAUGAUAUAGGAACAUUUUUAAUUCUAUUUUUUCAAUCAAUUGAUCGUUUAGUUCAUUCAAUUACAUCUAUUUGGCAUGAAAAAUAUCAAAAUUAUAUUAUGACUAAGUGGUCAUUUAUUUUUUGUUUAUUUUUAUCAAUAUUACCUUUAAUUCCUUUAAUUCAAUAUCCAAUAGAAAUAAGCGCAAACAAUUCUUUUACUAUUUCAAUAAAUUGUCAUGAAAAAGAUGUAUUUGGUAAGAAAUAUUUUGACAUUUUAUCUGGUUUUCGUUUUUAUGGUCCAAUAUUAAAUCUUUUAGUAAUAUUUUUUGUACUAAUUAUUCAUAUUGUAAGAAUGAAUAUAAAAGAACUAAAUUUUGCCAAUACAGCUUUUGAUAAAGAUACAAAUUUGAUAACUUUAAUGAUAACACUUAGAACUUUAUUUCAAAUUAUGAUAUAUGGAAUAUUUACCUUAAUUAUACCAUCUUCUUUAAUGAAUGAUUAUUUUUUUAGAUGUACACAAUGUUUUGUUUUCAUUAUAUUUCAUUUUUUUUAUAAUUAUUUUUGGUUAGAAAAAUAUAAAAAAGCUUUUACUAAAACAUUUCAAAAAUAUAUCAAGGAUAAUACAAGAACAUGGCAAAGUGCAGAUGAUCCACCAAUUAAUUUUAUGAACAAAAGCCGCAAUAGUUUUUCUUCAAUGUUUGGAAGUUGGUAUUCAACAACUGGAAAUAUUAUUGGUGAAGCUGGUGUACCAAAGGUUGAUGAAUAUCACAAAAAUAUUAGUAUAUCAUUUUAUUGUGAAGAGGAUGUAGUUGUUUUUGAGGAUAAAAAAGAUUUAGGGUAUGAAAGAUUUUGA
Strongyloides ratti is the source of this 1116-nucleotide messenger RNA. Its product is annotated as GPCR, family 2, secretin-like-containing protein. NCBI's taxonomy places the organism in Eukaryota, Metazoa, Nematoda, Chromadorea, Rhabditida, Strongyloididae. The transcript has 5 exons. Gene Ontology annotation, cellular component: membrane. Gene Ontology annotation, molecular function: G protein-coupled receptor activity. The record is from RefSeq and is a predicted model, not a curated record. Bases 1 to 1116 code for a protein of 371 amino acids. Gene Ontology annotation, biological process: G protein-coupled receptor signaling pathway.